AUGGAGGUUAUUGCCUGUGGCAUUCACGGCUUUGCUGAAACUAUCGGCAUCGAUGUUGAUGAGUUCCGCGUAUUCUGGAAGCUCGCCUUUACAGAAGAAGAAGCAAGGCAGACACAUUACCGUCUCCGCGUCUCGACCGACCCAAACUUCAAGGCAGAGCAGCAGACGUGUUUCGACUCUGGUCGAAUAGCGAGCAACCAGCAGCGCAAUGUUCUCUGUCAGCCAAAUGGCGGAUUCAAGUCGACAACGAGCUACUACUGGACUGUCCAAGUCUGGGACCAACAUGAGAAUACCGCAGUCAGUCCAGUCAAUCAGUUCUACACAUCUUACACAAGAUGCUCGAGGCUCUUGCCUCCGUACAGCAUGAACCAAACCUACAUGCCACACACGAGUCUCAUAUUCCGCACAUGGUUCGAGGACGAGGCCAACCGAUGGAAGGCUGUAUGGGUUGGCAACGGUAGCGACAAGCCCUUUUACCUUCGACGGAGUUUCCAGCUGGACCACAAACCGAACCGUGUUGUCAUAUUCGCUUCCGGGCUCGGUCACUUCAAUCUGACAGUCAAUGGCCACGCGGCUUCUCCUCACGUCUUGGAUCCAGGCUGGGUCAAUUACCACAGGACUGUUCAGUUUGUUGGUUACGACGUGACGGAUCUUUUGCGCAUCGGAGAGAAUGUCAUUGGCGCUCAUGUGGGCAAUGGAUUCUACGCCGGGGAUCAAGGUGAUCGGUUCUUCUGGCCAAUGUAUGAGGAUAACACAUAUGUUCGAUAUGGCAACGAGCUUUGCUUCUUCGCCGAGGUUCAUAUCCACUCGGAGGACGGCUCGCACGAGUCCAUCAUCUCAGACACGCGCUGGAAAAUUCGCAAGAGCGCGACGACUUUGGCAAACAUCUACGCAUCUGAGGAUCAUGACAGGCGGGCGUAUCCCGUGGGCUGGGACAGUCCCAACUUUGAUGAUGGAGACUGGGACCCUGCCAAGCCUCUGACUGGCCCGAGAGGAAAGUUGAAAUACCAGAGCCAGCCUCCCGUUGUCCUGCACGAUACUUUCGAGCCAGUUUCUGUCAAGGUCGUCAAGCCGGGUACCUUGAUGUAUGACCUCGGUCAGAACUCGUCCAUCAUGGUGCGCGUAGAAGCGAGCGGAACCGAGGGUGCAGAGUAUCGCGUCAAAUAUUCCGAGACCAUUGGGGAUGAUGGCCUGGUUUUGAUGCCCGAUCCCCUAUUCAAGGAGUUCGAGACACAUGUCUAUUCCAAAGUCACCCUCUGUGGGCGAGGCGAGAGUGAGGUGUGGACUCCCGAUUUCAGCUUCACCAGUGCCCGCUAUAUCCAGAUUGAAGGCGCUUCGCUCGGCGGAGAAGAUGGUUUACCCAUCAUUCGAUCCGUCACUGCACGACACAUUUCUUCCGCGGCAGAGAAACUCGGGUUUGUCAAAACUGACAAGGACGAUGUCAAUGCACUGAUUAAUGCCUGCUAUUGGACAUUCAGCUCAAACAUCUUCAGUUACCACACUGAUUGUCCUCAGAUAGAAAAGUUUGGGUGGCUAGAGGUGACAUCUUUACUUUUCCCGGCCACACAAUAUGUGCGCAACAUGGAAGCUGUCUACACCAAGAUCCUGGAUGACAUUAUUGAUACUCAGGAGCCCUCAGGACUUGUGCCCACCAUGGCACCUCUAAUGAGAUACAUGUGUGGCCCCAUGCAUGAUACUAUCACCUGGGGCUGCGCCGUGUGCCUGAUCCCGGAGUUGAUAAAGCGCUACUAUGGCAGCACAGGUGUGUUUGCCAAGAUCUACAAACCCUGCGUAGAAUACAUGGAAUACAUGAAGCUCAAAGAACGCGAUGGCGGCCUGAUUGAACACGGACUCGGAGAUUGGGGCCGAGACAUUGCUUUCGGAAACCAUCAAGCCAAUAUCGAAACAGCCGUGUACUACAAGUGCCUACGCAAUGUAGCGCUCAUGGCCAAGGAGCUGGGCAAUACUUACGACGAAGCGCGGUUCACGUCUUGGGCAGACCGCAUUUACCAGAUUUACAACAAGGCCCUCCUAAUCACCGACAAGAGCACCUACCCGUAUGCUUUCUAUACUUCACGCGAUAAUCCGGGCAAGCAAGACCGGACUAUGGUUGCGCAGGCAAUGGCGCUGCAAUUUGGGCUUGUUCCACCAGAGUAUCGCAAGGAUGUCAUCACCGCUUUUGUCGCUGAUGCCGAGGAUUCGGGCCAUGUCAUGCGGGCAGGAGAAAUUGGUCUCAAGUACCUUUGGAACACUCUGGCGGACCCCGACGUGGACCGGCCAGAUAUCGUACUCAACAUGGCAAGAAGAGAAGAGCACCCGUCGUAUAUGCGACUCCUCCGACGGGGCGAGACAACACUUCCAGAGUUUUGGCAGGAUGCCUGCCGUUCAAAGUGUCAUGAUAUGCUUGGGACUAUCUACGAAUGGUUCUACAGCUACGCACUUGGUGUCGAACCAUUAACCGAUGCUUAUCAAAUCUGGAGUCUCAGGCCCUGCUUCAAGGCGGAAUUCGACUUUGUCGAGGGCAAGAUUGAGUCACCUUAUGGACUGAUAUCGGUCAAGUUUGAUCGCAGAAAGCGCUCGGACGGCAAGGCAACGGUCGACGUCCAUGUACCCACCGGGACGGUCUGCGAGCUGAAGUUGCCGAGAGUGGAGAGUGUUGUGAGCAUCAAGAGAGGCGAUGCCGAGGCGCGGAUACGCGACGGUAAGACCAUCCAACUGUUGCAGGGCAGUUAUCAUCUAGAAAUUUCACCAUAG
Pestalotiopsis fici W106-1 is the source of this 2754-nucleotide messenger RNA. RefSeq lists its product as uncharacterized. The record is from RefSeq and is a predicted model, not a curated record. NCBI's taxonomy places the organism in Eukaryota, Fungi, Ascomycota, Sordariomycetes, Amphisphaeriales, Sporocadaceae. The transcript is spliced from 2 exons. Gene Ontology annotation, biological process: carbohydrate metabolic process. The coding region runs from base 1 to 2754 and encodes 917 amino acids.